Molecule: messenger RNA, 1851 nt
Organism: Daldinia childiae
Lineage: Eukaryota; Fungi; Ascomycota; Sordariomycetes; Xylariales; Hypoxylaceae
Exons: 2
Coding region: 1-1851 (616 amino acids)
Source: RefSeq, a predicted model, not a curated record
AUGAAGAACGGCUGGCGAGUCGUUCGACUUCCGAAAAACUUCCCAAACGACAAAGCUACUUUAGCUAAAAAGGCACGAAUCAGCGAACAACGUAACCAAGCAAAAGCAAAGACAGUUGCCACUGACUUGAAGCACAAAAAGAAGACGAAAGCUCCUAUCGCUGAUAUACCUAUUGUCAAAACAAUAACGCCUAAGCGCGCUAUUGUAGAGGCAAAACCGGAACCCAGCAUCAAGAGUUCGCCUCUGGUUCACACUCCUUUCAAAAACCCAGACUUGAACGACAAACCCCUACACUGGUCACCUCGCAUGUUCAAGCCCGAGAUCGACCGUUACAAUUGGACUUGGUCUGAUUGGGACUCUCCAUCCCGGGAAAUCGAAGAUGUCACGUACCAGACUACCGAUUGGCCCAUUCACGAUCCUCUCGCCCGUCUUCCACCACACAUCAGGAAGAAGUUGGAGGAGAUGAAGAAGUUGGAAAAGUUGUUGUUGGAACAGCAGCCCAACAGCAGCCUCACAGCUGACACUAUUCGCUACGAAGAAGUCGAUGUCGCAUCGUCACUUUCUUUAGAAGCAUCCACUCGCUCGAAACGCACUCGUUCAAAACACACUCGUUCAGACUCGACGUCAUCUUCGGAAUUCUCUUCCUGGGUAGACGUGAAUAGCCGUCCUUGGCCUCCACACGUCCUUCAAAUGUUUAAUGAAGGCGAGGAGGAGCGCAAGGAAUGGGCAGCAAGGAGACGUAACCAACCGACCAUGUCUCCUCUUUCUGAAUCCAUUUCGGAUGUCUACAUUCCUUUAGGUUCCCCAAAGCCUAUCCGCGAACCCUCCCCUGAACCUACUAACUCUUCCGGAAUAUCUUCUCUUCUUCAGCUUUACGUCGAAAGCGACAAUGAUCGCCAACGGUGGCAAGCAGAGAAAGAGAAGGAGAAGGAAGAACAGGAGGAGAAGGAGUUGAUGGAGAUGGUGGCAAAGGCGAAGGAGGCAUAUGCUCAUGAGAGCUCUUUCGAGGGCUCGACCUCUCGUUCAAAUUCAGGCUCUUUUGCCUCUUACAACUCAGACGUCGCCAACCACCCUCCUGAAAGCCCAACCACCCAUUCCGACUCUUAUGGCUCUUAUAACUCGGACGUUGCUCUUCAGUACGCUAGUUCUAUCCAGCAGAUUUUGCGGGAUCUUCGCGCACCAUCUGCUGCUGAACCUGUUGCUGAACCAACCCCCGUUGAACCGAUCCCUACCGAACCCACUUAUGACGACUCUUUCGAGAGUCAGGACACUCAUUCAAAUUCAUAUGGUUCUUAUAACUCCGAUGUGGCGAACAAGUAUGCUAGUUCUAUCCAACAGAUUAUGCGCGAUCUUCGUGCAUCGUCUGCUGCUGAGCCUGCUGCAGAGCCUGCUGCUACUCCCGCUCCUGCUGCUACCCCUGAAACUACUUCUGCUCUCCCUACUUACGACGACUCUUUUGGCAGCCCCGACGCUCAUUCUAAUUCCUAUGGUUCGUACAACUCUGAUGUUGCGAAUCAAUACGCUCGUUCUAUCCAGCAGAUCAUGCAAGACCUUCGUGCAUCAUCUACUGCUGCACCUGCACCUGCUCCUGCUCCUGCUACUGCUUCUGUUCCUUCUUCUACUUCAGCUUCGGGUUCGGGUUCGGCUUCUCCUUCUCCACCAUCUUCUCCUUCUCAGCACUUCUCUGCCAAACGUCAGCUCCCAUCGGCUUUCACCCUGGAGCUACCAAGGCCUGUAGAAGUGCCAUCGAAGGAAUCUGGCUUCGGUUGGAAGUCUCUUGCCUGUGUUGGCGUCGCGGCUGCGGCUGUUGGCGCGGGCUUGGCUUACGCUUGGCUUUCUUUUGCGACAUAA